This is a messenger RNA of Vicia faba (fava bean), 1401 nucleotides long. The record is from the annotation of a GenBank genome assembly. Lineage: Eukaryota; Viridiplantae; Streptophyta; Magnoliopsida; Fabales; Fabaceae.
AUGAUGACGAUAACCGGAGAUGUUAUUGCUGAAGAAGAAUCAACAUGUUCAAAGAGAAGGAAAGUUGGAAAUUUGAAGCUGCAAACUACAUUUUCAUUCAAGUAUUUGGUUACGCAAAAUUCUGGUUCAAAAGAUGGUUUUAUUGAUGAUGUUUUCAAUAAACAAAGUCCUUCUAUUUUGUUGGAUAAGCCAGAAAUUUGGUUUUCGCCAAAAUCCAUUGGAGAGCUUGAUGUUGCUGCAAUAAAGCUGCAGAAGGUUUAUAAGAGUUAUAGGACUAGAAGGAAUUUAGCAGAUUGUGCUGUUGUGUGUGAAGAGCUAUGGUGGAAGGCUUUAGAUUUUGCUGCACUUAGUAGGUGUUCUAUUUCACAUUUUGAUUCAGUUAAAUCAGAAACUGCUCUUUCAAAAUGGGCUAGAGCUAGAACUAUGGCUGCUAAGGUGGGAAAAGGAUUGUGUAAAGAUGAUAAAGCACAGAAAUUAGCACUUAGACAUUGGCUUGAAGCUAUUGAUCCUCGACAUCGAUAUGGACACAACUUGCACUUAUACUAUAAUGUUUGGUUUCAUAGCCAGAGCACUCAACCUUUUUUCUAUUGGUUGGAUGUUGGAGAUGGAAAAGAAGUAAAUCGUGACGAAUGUCCAAGAAUUGAUUUACAGAAGCAGUGUAUAAAAUAUCUUGGACCCAAAGAAAGGGAGGUUUAUGAAGUGAUUAUGGAGGAAGGAAAAUUUGUUUAUAGGAAAAGCAAGAACUUUGUACACACUUAUGAAGGAUCUAAGUGGAUUUUUGUUCUUAGCUCUUCAAGAAUUUUAUAUGUUGGAGAGAAGAAAAAAGGACAAUUUCAACACUCAAGUUUUCUAGCUGGUGGUGCUACUAUUGCUUCUGGAAGAUUGGUUGUCCAAAAUGGUGUUCUUCAUGCUAUAUGGCCCUAUAGUGGUCACUAUCGUCCUACAAAGAAGAAUUUCAUGGAAUUCAUUGGCUUCUUGAUGGAACACAAUGUGGAUUUGACAAAUGUAAAGAAGUAUCCAAUUGAUGAUGAUGUUCCACCUCCAGAACAUGUUGACAAUGAGGUUCACUUUGAGUCCACCAAGACUAAUGUAACAUCAAGUGACUCUAUCAAGUGUAGCCAAAACAAUGUGACAACUUCACAACAUAAAGAGUGCAAACCUUUGUCAAGCAAAUGGACCACAGGAGCUGGUCCUAGGAUUGGUUGUGUGAGAGAAUACCCUACAAAACUCCAAGCUAAGGCCCUUGAACAACUCAAUCUAUCACCUAGAGUCAACAAUGGAAAAGUCACUAAUAUGAUACCUAUUCCUUCACCAAGACCUAGUCCAAAAAUUCACUUGUCUCCUAGACUUGUGCAUAUGGGAAUUCCAAGUCCGAGAGUACACGUUACUUCGGCAAAUUAA